AUUGUUAAACACAAAGAAUUUGAAAUUUAAAGUAUCCAUGAACUGGUACUUCAUUAAUAUCUUUGUUUGAAGAUCAAACCGUAUUGCUCAGAGUUCAUAUAACAUUCACAAAACGGAUAAAGAUCUUAAAAGCCGCGUGUUUAUAUAGGACUAAUGUAUUUAGUAACAAUGUGAGAAAAAAGAAAUGUAAUUUGUUUGUCCAGAGGAUAAGAUGUAAAAAAUUUAAUAGUGAAUGACCUUCGUUUAAAAAUCGGAUUUGGAUUCUUGUAAUUGACAAACACGUUAAGCACUUGCUUGCAGAAAUAAUGGGCUCAAUGUAUAUGAGUGAAACGUUAUUAACGCAAGACCUGAUGUCGACGGCUUAUAAGAAGUUCUGGCCUGUAACUAAUGGAAAGAGGAGGGGUGAAGAACCGGUUAAAUACAGAUGUUCAAGACAAAGGUCCAGAUCAUGUGGUGCAGCGUUUCGAACACAGGGGAUGGCGCAAGAGAUAAUGAAAAGAUCGGCUAGAAAAGUGGAAUUUAAUGAUAGCAAUGUGAUAGUUGUUGAAACAAUGGUGCGAAACGAUCGGGCAACAAAUGGAAACGAUACUAUUAAAACUAACGGUGAUUAUGCAGUGAAUAUGCACAACAAUCAAGAGGAGAUGAGGCAGAAAUGGAAAAAUGACACGGGCAAAAAUGGAUUUUCUAGACUUGACAUGAGCACGUUGCAAAAUAUUGGCUGGGUGUCGGGUGCAAAUGAUGAGAAGAAACAUGAGGCACUGGUUAAAGCAGAAGACUUCUACUCGAUGACAAAGGUUGAGUUCCGGCGUCUCCAAGAACAGGUCAAGGACGUUAGCAUGAAUCUGAGGAACAAGUUCAGGACUUCUGCUUAUCAGCAUCCGAUGAACGACACAAUGGGUGGACAAGGCGAGAAAUUAUACCAGAGACCGAAUCCUGAGAAUCCAAACCAGAUCUACCGCAGCCAGCUAGCAGCGAGUCUCAAAGCUUUCCAGCAAAAGCAAUGGCCGCCAUUGAGUCAUCAGGAAUUAGAAACAACUUAUAUACGAUGUAAACCUGUACAGGCUAACUACGAGAGGCCAUCCACUUCGUGUUCCAUGCGAGGUGGUCCGCCGAGCCGGCCUCUGCGUCCUAAAUCUGUACCAGCAUCUUCACUAAGACAGAAACUUUCAACGCGGUCCGACACGCCGACAGAUGUUCGACCAGGAAAAUUUGAUACUUUGAGGCCAUCAAUCGCCUCUGAAUUUAUAGGACCUACGGAACGGCCACCUUCUGAUUACGAGGGGCCAGCAGACGAAAAAGCACCUUUCGUUGACGAACUAAUUGCAGAAACAAAGAGAUUCAUCGAGAAUGAUGACACAAGCACUACGUCUGGGAUAGAUUCUGGUGCAUCUGAUAACGAAAGUCCGAGUUCGGACGAAGAUAGUGAUUUUGAACCAGAAAUAGAUGAAGAAAUUGUUAUACCGGAGCUAAAUUUACGCCCUGAGAAAUUAGACGCUAUUUAUAAACCAGAACCAAAACGUGGAUGGAGACAAUACGAUUUUGACAUGUCAAAUAUUGAUAUACCACCGUAUGAAUUCGAGAGUCCACUUCCGGAAGACCUUGAAGAUCUUGAUUUAAGACAAAUGGCAAAACUCAAGUGGAACUGGAGAAACCAUGUUAAGAAUAAAACAUCACGUGAUUCUGAUCUCGAGGGUGUUCUUGAUAGGCUUGUAGAAUUUGAAAAAUUACAAGCAGACACUAUAGAAUGGGAAAACAAAAGAGCAGCACAAAUCAAAAAAGCUUUGCCCAGACGCAAUAACAGUUCUAAAUCGUUGCAGUCACUAAUAAAAGACAAAAGAUGUGACACAGACUGCCUUCAAGCCACAUGUUUUGGGGAUUGUCCAGAAAAACUUGUUACACGACCUACGUGCGAAUAUUGUAGACAGGCUUUCUGUACCGGAACUUGUAAAGAACUUAAAUAUGAUCAGCGCAUGCGCCAAAGUAGAAUGGAAGAAGAGAGGCCGGUCACUCCGAAGCCACCAUUUCCUCGCGCAUGUGUAUCGUGCCAGAAAAGGCACAAUGCAAAAUUUAUUAACGCUAACAAUCUUAUUCUAGGAACACAACGUUUGAAUAACUCUACUUUCAAUCGCGGGCAGGGUUCUCAGAAACCUAAAGAUAUACGACCAAAAACUCCGAACAGUUUAUCCAAGGACGUUUUGAAAGAAUUCGAAAAACUAAAUAUAGAAGCAUCUCUCCCGCCACGUCCCAACACUACCAUGGCAAUAAAUAGGCCAAGAAGUCGUAAUUCUUCAUUUCCGGGGAAAAGUUUCAAUUCUCAAAGGAAAAACUCUUUGACUGAAUUAGAUAAAGUUGGAACCGUGAAAAAGAAAAGAACUAAGAGUGCGGUCAAAGUAAAACGUCCAAAAACAGCCGGAUGACUUAAUCUAUCUCCUAAAAAUUUCACAUUGCCGCGCAUUUAAUAACUUCACCCGUUAUUUUGCAUUUUGAUAUACGCUGCCUAUUUAAAAGUAGUUUUUUUCCCAAGUUUCUAAUCGGAAUAUAAACUAAGCUGACGAGUAUGAAGAGGGCACAUAUUUUUAAACAUUCACAUUGGUAUGGAUCAGUAAAGCGUACAUUACUAUUGCUAUUGUUAACUACUUACUUGAUUUGUUUGUAAAGGAAGGGCUAUGCAAGUGCUAUAGUUUUUAAGUACAUCUAUCUACACGUUUUCAAACAUACUAAGACUGGCAAAAUAAAUAAAGUACAUUCAGUAUACAUUAACUUCUUGUUCAACUUACGGACAUGACGGAUAGACAUGAAUGAAAUGUUACCUUUCACAAGUAACUAUAUACGAUGAAAAGCGCUCGUUGACCGAGCGACCUUACUUGCGCAAGCAGUUUAUAUGGCCCCUUUGGUUUUCCUUACAAUAUUUUUCCUAUGUACGGAUCGUACAAAAUCCUGGAUAGUUCACCUUCAGUGUUUAAUAGCGUAGCGUUUAUUUGUGCAAAUUAUGGGGUGACUUUGUUUAUUUCCCGGAGUUGUGGAAUUACAAUAUUUUGUACGUAUCGUUGAACAGGAGACUUUCGAAUAAAGCGUGUGGUUCGUAAGCUGGAAGUUCGAGCUGGAAAAUAAAUAUACUUGUGAAACACGUUAUAUGUACCAUGUGCUCAAUCAACAGGCUCCGUUUAAGGUAAUGGACCGUAAUGACAACCGACAAAUUCCGUAUUCUCAGUUUGCUAUUUCGGCAUUCGAAGACCUGGAGCGCCUGUGUAAAUUACAGACUCCGGUAUUGAUACCAGAUUCAAGCAAUAUGGACGAAAAGUAUCUGAAAUGUAUAUAUUUUGUUACCAUGGUAAUGCUAACCCUAACCUUUAGUCAGUAUUAAACUGAUAAUCACUUCCGGACAUGCGCAGAACACCGCUCCAGCUCUGCAAUGAGCAACAGCGUCGGCAUUCUCCGUUUUUUUACGAAAAACGAAAAAACGUACGCGUUGAACUAUAUUUACAUCCGGAGAAUGCCGAAUUGCCAAACGAGAGUACGAAAUCACACGGAAAUUGCCGAGCACAUUACGGGUCCACUACCUUAAUUACAGAAUCAAAUAUAUUUAUAUAUGUAUUUAUUUAAAAUGUGCUAUUUAUAUUCAAGUGCAAUUUGCUUGACUGUAUAUGUGUACUCCAACUAACAGCGAACAGUGCUGUAUCAUGUAUUUGUGCACUCGUGCUAACAAUGAACAGAUCUGUAUCUUAUAAAUUGACUGUAAACUGAGAACUGCUACUGCCAAUCGGUGUUUAAUUGAGCAGGCUUCCGUCAGCUUCAUUAGCAUGCAUGUAUUUCUGUAUAAUUUUGCGUCGAAAGUACGAAUUUAUGAGAAGAGAUAUCAAUUAUA
Molecule: messenger RNA, 3865 nt
Organism: Mercenaria mercenaria
Lineage: Eukaryota; Metazoa; Mollusca; Bivalvia; Venerida; Veneridae
Exons: 8
Coding region: 306-2417 (703 amino acids)
Source: RefSeq, a predicted model, not a curated record